UACUCCUACCAAUGAUAUUUCGCCACACAAGCGACUAUAUGGGAUAGGACUGUUGAUGGAAAGAAUUGAAGCAGUACCGUCGUCGUGGUUUAGUGGACGUCACAUGUUUCUUACAGUAUUUCUUGCACUAAAGAGUAAACCGUAAUAGUUAGUCUCGAGUUUAAAGAAGAUCUGAAAAGGCAUUCGGCUUCGUUGUUAGAGGUAUGGAUAUCAGGUUCUGUGUGAGUUUCCUUUUGAUGGUGGUGCUGCUGCUGUUACCAUCUGAAAUUGAGUCAGUAGCAGUUAUGAGUGUGGAUCUUGGUAGUGAGUGGAUGAAGAUUGCAAUUGUUUCGCCAGGAGUGCCGAUGGAAAUAGCACUGAAUAAGGAAUCUAAACGUAAGACUCCUGUAACUAUUGCAUUCCGUGAUGGUGAACGUACAUUUGGUGAAGAUGCUGCUACCCUUGGAGUACGUUUCCCGAAGAACAGCUACAGUUACCUGUUGGAACUUCUAGGUAAAAGGGUGGAUAAUCCAGUUGUUCAACUCUACAAACAACGGUUUCCUUACUACAACAUUGUUCCAGAUCCUGAAAGAGAUACAGUUCUCUUUCAGCACGAUAGUGAGACAUUAUACAGCCCAGAAGAAUUGUUGGCAAUGCUCUUACAUCGGGCCAGGGAAUUUGCCCAGGAUUCUGCAGGUCAACCUAUCAACGAAGCUGUCCUGACAGUCCCUGGGUUCUUCAACCAAGCAGAAAGAAGAGCAUUACUGAAAGCGGCAGAGCUUGCAGGGCUUAAAAUUCUACAACUCAUGAAUGACUACACAGCAGUUGCUCUCAAUUAUGGCAUAUUUCGUCGAAAGGAUUUCAAUGAGACUCCCCAGUACAUCAUGUUUUAUGACAUGGGUGCUACGAGCACUUCUGCGGCCAUUGUUAGUUAUCAGCUGGUUAAGACAAAGGAGAAGGGAUAUGUUGAAACCAACCCACAGCUUUCCAUAAUUGGAGUGGGGUAUGACCGUACUCUUGGUGGACUGGAGAUGCAGUUAAGACUCAGGGAUUUCUUGGGAAAGAAAUUUAAUGAAAUGAAGAAAACCUCAAAUGAUGUGUUCAAAAACCCCAGAGCAAUGGCCAAAUUGUUCAAGGAAGCUGGGAGGCUGAAAAAUGUUCUAAGUGCCAAUGCUGAUCAUUUUGCUCAGGUAGAAGGUCUACUGGAUGAGCAGGACUUCAAGCUUCAGGUGAUGAGAGAAGAUUUUGAGACGUUGUGUUCUGAUCUUUUUGAUCGUGUUAAGGGUCCAAUAGACCAAGCUCUUAAGUCUUCAGGACUCACAUUAGAUGUGAUAAACCAUGUGAUCCUUGUGGGUGCAGGAACAAGAGUUCCGAAGGUACAAGAGAAGCUGAGUGAGAUAGUUGCUAUGGAGCUGGGUAAGAGCAUCAACACUGAUGAAGCAGCAGCCAUGGGUGCCGUGUACAAAGCUGCUGACCUCAGUAAUGGCUUUAAGGUCAAGAAGUUCUUGACCAAGGAUGCAGUUCUAUUUCCCAUUCAGGUUGUGUUCGAACGAGAUGUGGAAGGGUCUGCCUCACCAAAACAUGUUAAAAGAACACUUUUUGGGCCAAUGAACCCAUUCCCACAGAAGAAAAUUCUGACAUUUAACAAACAUCAACAUGAUUUCUCAUUCUAUGUGAGUUAUGCAGAAUUGGAUCACCUCUCUCACCUUGAAAUGCAAGCUCUGGGACCAUUAAAUUUGAGCAGAGUAGAGUUGACAGGUGUAGCAGAGGCUGUGGCUAAACAUCUUGGGAAUAAUGUGGAAUCCAAAGGCAUUAAGGCUCACUUUUCUAUGGAUGAGAGUGGACUUCUAAACCUAGCCAAUGUGGAACUGGUUGUAGAAAAGACAUUAACAGAGGAGGAACUAGCAGCUCAAGAAGAAUCUCCCCUCUCCAAGUUGGGCAGCACUAUCAGCAACUUCUUCACAGGAUCAGAAGAGAAGAAAGAGGAAAAGGUAAAGGAAAAACCAGUAAAUGAAGGAGAAGAAAAGAAGCAGGAGCCAGAAAAUAAUGAAGGGAAGACGAAAGAAGAAGAAAGAAAGGAUGAGAAACCACCGCAACAAGGACGGGCAGAAGAGACAGAAGAAAAGAAGAAAGAAGCUCCUAAUGAUGCAAAGAAUGCAUCAAAGGCAGGAAAUGGAGAAAGGAAACCAAAGGUUGUGGUUAUUAAGGAGGAAAUUACUUCAUUUGAAGAUAAAUUAGGAGUACCUGAUCUUAAAGGAAAGCUACUGGAAGAGGCUCGUAAUAAAAUUGAAGCUCUAAAUGAAUUUGAUAGACAAAGGAGUCGAAGAGAAAGCGCACUAAAUGCCUUGGAGAGCUUUGUAUUUGAUGCCCAAGGAAAACUGUGGUUAGAUGAGUACCAAGCUGCAGCAACUGAAGAGGAGAUAGAAAAAAUCAAGCAGUCAUGUUCUGAGGUGUCAGAUUGGUUGUAUGACAAAGGCUCUGAUGCUGAAGCAGCAACGUAUGAAGCAAAGCUUAGCGAACUCAAGACAUUAACAGGGCCUUUGUAUAGGCGAGUUAAGGAGCACAUGGAGAGACCUGAAGCAUUAGCAGCGCUUCAUUCUAUGUUAAAUGGCAGUUCAAAUUUUCUUGCCAGUGCAAGGAAUAUGACCACUGACAGUCCUGAUGGACUGUUCACACAAGUUGAACUUGACACACUAGAGAAAGUAAUUAAGGAAACCCAGGAAUGGAAAACAACAAUGGAAGAGGAACAGUCAAGCUUACCUCCCUCAGCAACACCAAAAUUGACAGUUAAAUCCAUCACAGAAAAAAUGGCUCUUCUUGACAGAGAGGUAAAAUAUCUAGUCAAUAAGGCUAAAAUAUGGAAACCUAAGAAGCUAAGAGAUGACAUAGUUAAAGAUACUGCAAAGAAUGAAACUGAUGAAGAAGUAUUUCCUAAAAAUGAAAAAUCAGAUGCUGAAAAAGAGGCGAAAAUAGAGUCUGAAGAAACACAGGAAGAUAAAGGAGAACCUGUACUGGAGCGAGAAGAGAAUGGAAGUGAGACUUUGGAGGAGGCAGAAGCAACAUUGUCACAACCUCAAGAGUCUACAACAGGCCUUCCUGAAGACACGUCAUCGAAUUCAGGUGGUGAAGAUGAUGCCACAACCCACACAGAACUAUAACACCAAGUUCUGUAGGUGUUAUGACAAUUAUUGUGGACACACAUCGCAAACUGUACCACGCUGCACUGUAUGGGAGGUGCAGGACUCACUUCACACCACUGAAGAUCCUGUUUUAUGCGUGUAUAAGCAUGUAUAUGUGUGUCCAAAGGUUUAAAAUAUCUCACAAGUUGAAUGUUUUGAAUUGUGCAAAUGAAUAUAGAAGUGUAAAAACUUCAGUGAAGAUAGUUUAGAUGAAUGAAUAUAUUCAUUCUGUUGAAGCAUUAAAGGAGGGACUGCAUAGUGCACAACACAAGGUGAGCAAAGAGAGGCGUAUGUUUUUGUUUCUACAGUAUUUGCAAUGUGAAUAUUCCAAUACCUGGAGAAGCAAAACAGUGGUAAUUGCUGAUGCCACACGUGUAUUUUAAUGUUGUACUUAACUGUGACAUCAAUGAUAAAACAGAAAAUUGUUAUUUAUUGCAGACUGUGUUGACCUUGCAAAGAAAGAAGAUAAUUUAAUUUCAAUUAUAGCAUUAAUGCUUAAAGGCGAUGAUGUAAUUUUUCGUCUUGGACUUUGAUAACUCCAAAUCUGUGUUUCUGCUAUUAAAACUGUAAGUGACAGGAGGUUGGAGAAAACUGCA
Molecule: messenger RNA, 3754 nt
Organism: Cryptotermes secundus
Lineage: Eukaryota; Metazoa; Arthropoda; Insecta; Blattodea; Kalotermitidae
Gene: Grp170
Product: hypoxia up-regulated protein 1
Exons: 17
Coding region: 204-3137 (977 amino acids)
Biological process (GO): cellular response to hypoxia; negative regulation of hypoxia-induced intrinsic apoptotic signaling pathway; endoplasmic reticulum unfolded protein response
Cellular component (GO): endoplasmic reticulum chaperone complex
Molecular function (GO): ATP binding; ATP-dependent protein folding chaperone
Source: RefSeq, a predicted model, not a curated record